Molecule: messenger RNA, 882 nt
Organism: Amphimedon queenslandica
Lineage: Eukaryota; Metazoa; Porifera; Demospongiae; Haplosclerida; Niphatidae
Product: dihydropteridine reductase-like
Exons: 7
Coding region: 24-776 (250 amino acids)
Biological process (GO): tetrahydrobiopterin biosynthetic process; L-phenylalanine catabolic process
Cellular component (GO): cytoplasm
Molecular function (GO): NADPH binding; 6,7-dihydropteridine reductase activity; NADH binding
Source: RefSeq, a predicted model, not a curated record
UUGGUCUAGUUAAUUAAAACAAGAUGGCUUCUGGUUCUCGUGUUCUUGUCUAUGGAGGAAAAGGAGCUCUUGGAUCAGCUGUAGUGAGCUACUUUAAAGGAAAGAACUGGUGGGUUGGGUCUAUUGAUUUGUUUGCUAAUGAAGAAGCUGAUGUUAAUAUCCUAAUAACAGAGACUGAGUCAUGGACCAAACAGUCAGAACAAGUUUGUGGUAAAGUAGGUGAAGUGUUGGGGGACAGUAAAGUAGACAGCAUACUGUGUGUGGCUGGGGGCUGGGCUGGGGGUAAUGCCAGCAGUCCAGGUAUGAUUAGUGUAUGGAGCUAUCGUUAUUAUUCAUUGAUAGAUUUAGUUAAAAACUCUGAUCUCAUGUGGAAACAAAGUGUUUGGACGUCAGUAAUAGCAUCUUCACUGGCUGCUAAUUACAUGAAAGAGGGCGGGGUCAUUGUAUUAACUGGAGCUAAAGCUGCUUUAGAAGGAACACCAGGUAUGAUCGGAUAUGGUCUAGCAAAAGCUGCCGUCCAUCAAUUAAUUAAAAGUUUAUCAUCUCCUGACAAUGGACUCCCAUCUAAUGCAAUAGCACUAGGAAUAUUACCCAUUACUCUAGACACUCCCAUGAACAGAAAGUUCAUGUCCAAUGCUGACUUCAGCCAAUGGACACCGUUGGAUACUGUUGCUAGCAAGCUAUUUGAUUGGUCGGAGGGUAAGGAUCGUCCACCCAAUGGAAGUUUAGUUCAACUAGUGACGACAAAUGGAGCCACUGAAUUUAUUAAUAACUGACCACACCCACUACCAGUGAUUAUUAAUAACUUUUAAUUAACUAUUUUGAUAACUUUUCAAUCAGUUAUUAAGUGAUAAUUAUUGGAGUCUUGUCUCCUUCCAAUGA